AUGAGUGAGCCGACCGUGAACUUCAGCGUUCAGACGCGCCAGGUUCAAUUCGCUGUUCCGUCUGAGCUUAUCAAAAAGAACUUCAAAACGAUCCAGAAACUUGUGGAGAAGCUGAAGAAACUGGUCUCGGAGGAAAUCAGCAAUAUAAAGAAGAAUCCUAAUCUUACCAAGGAUGAGAAACUUCUGAUAAUACGAAAGCUUAUUAAAACUUUCGAAGCAUAUCAAAAGAAACUCGCAAUGGCAAUUCACAAUGACGAGGACUACAGAAUGAGAUUGACAACCCGAGCCAAGCACAUAAGUGCCUUGAAAAACUUCACACUAGAUCAUACCUCCUCAAAUGAAGACAAGCAUACCGAUGAAGACGAUAAGCUACUAGAUCUUCACAACGAGAAACUCAUCAGUUGGUAUAGAGGCGAGACAAACCUUUUGAUUAUCGAUUACUUGUUGAAGUCAAACACAAGGAAGGACAAGAACCUUGGAAGUGAACUCAUGAAGGGCCUUGCCCCAACUUUUGAGUAUGACAUCACGAAGUUGGUGGAUCAUGACGUCUACGAAAGUUUCAACAAGGUCUUCUUGUCUAUCAAUAUGGACCACGAUUUAGAGUUAAUUGCUGCGUGGUACAACGACAACAAGAACGCUUUGAAGAAAUUGAGCUCGAAUUUGCAAUUUGAGAUACAUUAUUGUAAAUAUUUGUCCAUGAUUGAGACCGGGCAAGCACUGGAGGCGAUUUCAUACUGCAAAACCUAUCUCGCACCAUACGGUAACGUCAAGAAUUACCUGGGCGAUGACCUCAUAAACUUCGAGAAAAAUCAUAAGAGACUCACAAAAGUUGGAGCACCACUUGUAUAUGUGUCAAUGUGUCUAGACGCUUAUUCCAGUGAAAACGGAGGUCCUAGCAAAGAACUCUCAUCGAGAUACUCGAAGUAUAAUGCAUUGAUGUCCGAGGAACGCUGGAGAGGACUUUCUAAAUGCUUCACCGAAGACUUUACAAAAAUUUACGUCAUCCCAAAGACCUAUCCAUUGUUGGUCCUAUUGUCAGCAGGUCUUUCUAGUCUUAAAACGAAGUCAUGUUAUUGCAACGACGAGAAUACGAUUUUCAAAACCCAUAAGAAUGAAAAGCUUGAAGUCAGCAGUUGGCGUGACUUAUCGCUUCGCGGGCCAAAUUAUUACUACAAGCUCUUGAAAAAGAUUAAUCAGUGUCCCGUCUGUUCCCCCGAACUAUUCCAUUUGAGUCUGAACCUACCUUAUGCACAAUUACUCACAAGCAUAUUGAACAAUCCCUUCAAGCUUCCAAACGGCAAUAUAUAUCCGUUUGAAAAGCUACUCAACCCGACUAAGAAGAUGCUUGAAGCGACGGGAACACUAGGGUUAGAUGUUCCUGAUAGAUGA
Molecule: messenger RNA, 1389 nt
Organism: Candidozyma pseudohaemuli
Lineage: Eukaryota; Fungi; Ascomycota; Pichiomycetes; Serinales; Metschnikowiaceae
Product: glucose-induced degradation complex subunit
Exons: 2
Coding region: 1-1389 (462 amino acids)
Biological process (GO): proteasome-mediated ubiquitin-dependent protein catabolic process
Cellular component (GO): GID complex; cytoplasm; nucleus
Molecular function (GO): ubiquitin protein ligase activity
Source: RefSeq, a predicted model, not a curated record